Lethenteron reissneri (Far Eastern brook lamprey) is the source of this 5755-nucleotide messenger RNA. Its product is annotated as pumilio homolog 2-like. Gene Ontology annotation, cellular component: cytoplasm; cytosol. NCBI's taxonomy places the organism in Eukaryota, Metazoa, Chordata, Hyperoartia, Petromyzontiformes, Petromyzontidae. The record is from RefSeq and is a predicted model, not a curated record. Gene Ontology annotation, biological process: miRNA processing; regulation of mRNA stability. Gene Ontology annotation, molecular function: mRNA 3'-UTR binding.
GGCGAUAGGAAGCCGGUGGCUCAGGGUCCCGCCCGCUCGCUCAUGGCAUCCAUUACCGCGGGGCCGGUCCGCGCCAUAUUGUGAUGCUGGAGCGCACGGGCGGGGGCCGCCGCCGCCAUCCGCCAGCAUCGGCCGCCCUUCGCUGUGAGCGGCGGCCGAUGAUGCAUGCAAGUGGCCAGGACGGCCGAGGAGGAGGAGGAGGCGGCGCCAUGCCAGUGAUGGCCCAACCGGGCCCUCCGCAACAUCAACAACAUUCUCAACAACAACAGCAGCAGCAUCAUCAUCAUCAGCAACAUCAGGUAGUGCAGGCUGGCCGCUCGCAGGACGACGCGAUGGUUGGAUACUUGUUUGAGAGGCAGCAUGGAGAGCAGGUGGCCGCCGGGCCUGGCUCCAAGCAGCAACACCAACAACCUGACCAGGGUCGCUCCGUGGAAGAUCUCAAUCAUGGAUUCCAAGCUUUAGCUUUGGAAGGAAGGGGUAUGGGUGAGCUCUUGCCAUCAAAGAAAUUCUGGGAAUCUGAUGAUUCUGCCAAGGAUGGAUCAAAGAGCCUUUUUCUUGGUGAUGAAUGGAGGAACAACACGUGGGGUGCAUCAGACCACUCGGUGUCCCGGCCAAUCAUGGUUCAGCGGCGCUCCGUGCCAGGUGGUUAUGGGAGCAGUGACAUGAGCUCGGUGCUGUCUCCACGUUCAGAAGCAGAUGGCCUCGGAGUGAGCAUGGUGGAGUAUGUCCUGAGCCCGUCUCCUGGAGACAAGCUUGAUCCCAGAGCUAGAAAAGCAUUUGGUGCUGUGGAUCAGGAGUCCAAUGAUGUCUCAAAAGUUGACAAAAAGGGCAAAUCUUCACCCUUUGAGGAGGAUAAGGGUGGCGAUCUGAAAAAGGAUGAUGAGAGCGUGAUGAAAGUCGGAAUGGCAAUUUCAAAUGGGAUCGAUACAGAUUUAAAGGAAUUCAGCCGCAUGCCAGGUAGCCGCCAGGAAUCCCCGACUGAGGUGGCCGAGCGUCUGGGUGUCGUCAUGCAGUCAAGUGGCGAUGUGCUGGUACCGCUCGCUGGAAACGCUGUCCCCAAGCAAUGCGUGGAAGAGUUUGGGCCCCCUGAAACGCAAAACGUGCCCAUUGAUCCGCUUGAGCCAGUGAGCCUUGAGUCGCUCCAGUUUGAGUAUUCCAGCGGACAGGUGCCAAUGGACUCUCCUGCCGCCAAUGUCGGCCUAUUUGACUAUCCUACACAGCAGCAGCUAUUCCAACGUGUGUCAAAUAUGCAAGCUGUGCAGCAACAGCUGGCCAACAGCCAGCAACAGCAACAACAACAGCAGCAACAGCAGCAGCAGCAACAACAACAACAAUAUGCCCUUGCAGCAGCACAGCAGCAGCAUGUUGGCAUGUUUUCAGCUGGUCUUCCUCCAACAAUAAUGCACAAUCCCUACAUCAUAAGCCAGGGCCCACCAGGAAGUGACCCAUAUUCUGCUGGGCUAGCUGCAGCUGCCACUCUUGCAGCAGGCCCUGCAGUGGUACCUCCCCAGUACUAUGGCCUCCCGUGGGGGGUCUAUCCUGCCAACUUAUUCCAGCAGCAGGCGCUAAAUGGUGCACCAAAUGGUCCAAACCAGACCGCGGCUUCCCAGGCACAGCAAGGGCAGCUUCAGAUGUUGAGGGCGGCAAGUGGCCAGAGACCACUCACUCCAAACCAAGCCCAGCAGGUCCAGCAGCCAGGAGACAAUUUGACAGCAGCCAACACUCAGCUCGCUUUAAGCCAAGGACUGGCAGCGGCAGCAGGCAUGCAAGGUUAUCAGGUGAUUGCUCCGGUUGCAUACUAUGAUCAGAACGGAACUCUGGUGAUGAAUCCCAAUGUGCGUGCCGGGCUAGGCGCUCAGCUCCGUCUUGCACCCCCAACACCUGUCCUCAUCAAUGCAGCUGCUGCCCAACAAGCUGCCCAGUCGGCCCAGGGUCCUGCCAACAGCAUGGCCAACUCUGUAAACAGUCUGUUCCGCCCAAUCGGAGCACAGCACAGCCAACACAGUCAGCAGCAGCAGCAGCAGCAACAACAAGGGGGUGGAAACAUGGCGUCUAGCCCCUUCUACAGCAACUCCUCACUAUCUGCGGCCUCUCAGGCUAGCUCCCUGUUCUCCCAGAGUGGCAGCUCUCUUGGCUUUGGCAACAACAGCUCCCUGGUGGGUGCAGGCAUUGGAUCAGGUCUCUCAGCAUUUGCUUCCACUGGUAACUCUGCAAUGACAAGUGGAUCUCGGAGGGACUCGUUGUCUGGAAGUCUCGACUACAAGCGUUCAGGCAGCGGCCUGGCCCCCAUCAGCCAGUCAUUUUACAAUGGGCUUGGAUUCUCCUCCUCACCUGGGCCCAUUGGCAUGCUCCCCCCUAAUCAUAACCCAGGAUCCCUCACGCCACCACCCUCCCUGUCCUCUCAUGGAUCCUCAUCCAGCCUUAACAUUGGGUUACCAAAUGGCAGUGGUCGCUUCAUUUCUGCGGCACCGGGCGCCGAGGCCAAAUAUCGCAGUCUGAGUGGCACCACGUCGAGCCUGUUUGGUGGCUCCGGGAGCCAGCUGUUCCCAACACUGCGGCCCCGCUACACCCACAAGACGGAGAUGAUGCCCACUGGGCGCAGCCGCCUGCUUGAGGACUUCCGCAACAACCGCUUCCCAAAUCUGCAGCUCCGUGACUUGGCAGGGCACAUUGUUGAAUUCUCCCAAGACCAGCACGGCUCUAGAUUCAUACAGCAAAAGUUGGAGAGAGCCAUCCCAGCGGAGCGACAGAUGGUUUUCGCUGAGAUAUUGCAUUCGGCCUACCAGCUCAUGACCGAUGUCUUUGGAAACUAUGUGAUACAAAAGUUUUUUGAGUUUGGCAGCCCUGACCAGAAGCAAGCACUCGCCCAGCGAAUCAGAGGACACGUGCUUCCUUUGGCCUUGCAGAUGUACGGUUGCCGGGUUAUUCAAAAGGCUCUUGAAUCGAUUCCUCCUGAGCAGCAGAACGAAAUGGUCCUGGAGUUGGAUGGCCAUGUCUUGAAGUGUGUCAAGGAUCAAAAUGGAAAUCAUGUGGUGCAGAAAUGCAUUGAAUGUGUUCCACCCCAUUCUUUGCAAUUCAUCAUUGAUGCGUUUAAAGGACAGGUAUUUGCUUUGUCUACCCAUCCAUAUGGCUGUCGAGUGAUCCAGCGCAUCUUGGAGCACUGCACUCCAGAUCAGACCCAGGCCAUCUUGGAGGAGCUCCAUCAGCACACUGAACAGCUUGUGCAGGAUCAGUAUGGAAACUAUGUAAUACAGCACGUUCUUGAACAUGGACGGUCGGAGGACAAAAGCAAGAUUGUUGCGGAGAUGCGUGGAAAAGUCCUGAUACUGAGCCAACACAAGUUUGCCAGCAAUGUUAUUGAGAAGUGCAUUACUCACACGUCUCGUGCGGAGCGUGCACUGCUCAUCGAAGAGGUGUGCACCAUGACAGAUGGCCCCCACACUGCUCUCUAUAGUAUGAUGAAGGACCAGUAUGCCAACUACGUGGUGCAGAAGAUGAUCGACAUGGCCGAGCCAACCCAGCGGAAAAUUCUCAUGCACAAGAUUCGGCCGCACAUACCAACUCUGCGCAAGUACACGUAUGGCAAGCACAUCCUUGCCAAGCUGGAGAAAUACUUUGUGAAGAACAGCACCGACCUUGGACCUAUUGGCGCUCCACCCAACGGAAUCCUGUGAGCAAGCUUUGCUUGCGAGAGUCGUAUAAGCAACCAGAGAAUAAUUGUUGUUGUAGUAGGUGUACAUUUAAGGGAGAAAAUAUUUUAUCCCAGGCAUGCUUUAAUUAUUUCCAAUAUCAUAAUCCAUUUUGUGUGUUUUUACUAUAAGGUGUUGAUGUAGUUGGUAGUGUUGAUGUAGUGUAGCAUUUCUAGACUUUUGAUUUGUGUGAGGUUUAGGGAGUAAAUUAUGAAAUCUCUCCAGCAAUAGAAUGUAAAACCUUAUGCUUGAAUAAUAAGGUGUAAAAGUCGUGUUCGGUUGAAACUACACAGUGCAAAUGUAUAAAGCUGACCAAAGAAGUGUUACACUACUCAUGACAAUGGGCUAAUGUUCUACAUUGCAACAUUCGGAUUUUUUUUUAUUGGAGAUAAAAAAAAACCUCAAGGCAAUAUAUAGUGUUGACUUAAACAUUUUGGGCCGGCUUGAUAAGCGCAUUUGUGCCAUGCAGUUUCAACUAAACAUGCUUCUUAAUAGGGACAAAAACCAUCGUGCUCAUACUUUCCCCAGUUGCCUCAAGAGUCGCUGUUACACUGCCCACCGCUUUUUUUUUCACCACCGUAAUGUAGAUAGAAUGUAAAUAAGGUGUAUAAUAACUUGACAGCCACAGCAAAAUAGCCUUAUGGUCCCUGGUACUACUGACUCAAUGGUUUUCUUGGGCCCUUCACACCAAAGAGGCAUGCACUGGGGAAAAAAACUAUAUAGUCCCGUCACUGCUGUAAAGAGAGAUUAAAUAGCAUUCCUCGUGGUUGGUUAACCCUUGCAUGAAGCGUACGUGUAAGCUUUUCGUACUUUAAAUAUGUGCUAAUUAUUUAGACUUUUUAAAUUAAAUGUACACAAUCUGUUUUAUUAUAAUAUAUACAGUAAAAUAUAUGCAUGCAAAACAAGACGUCAAUGAAAACGACUUUUUUUCACUGCUAACAAAGGAAACUGCAUAUCUGCUUAGAUUGUACAUUUGUACAUUUGUAUCCCAGUUGAUGGAAAAAGAGAACCAUUUUACAACUUUUGACAUUUAUAAAUUCAGAUUUUUGUUUUCCAGCUGCAGUAGCGCCAUGCAUUGGGCUACCGCAUGCAUAUAUACAGUGUACAUUCUCAGUACUUUGUGACUGUGGUAACAUUACCUUAAACUUUUACACAGCCCGUGCGAGUUGCAAGCAUUGCAGCUCUGUUUAUAUUUGUAAGUGACAGUUUUUAUUCUGCCUUUUGAGUUAUAUUUUUUUUUAGAUUUUAUUACUGCACUGUUAUAAUUAUACCUGUGAUUGCAGAUUGUGCAUUGUAGAAAUGUUUAAACAAAAAAGCAUCGUAUCUUGUGUUCCUGCCUAUGUAACGUGAUGGGAGCCCCUUUUUGUACAGUGGUGUAUUUUUCAAGUUUGUCUACUUGUAAGUGAGCAGUGUAUGAUAGUGUCCAUUUUUUCCCCCCCAUUUGAAAAUAACCCUGUUAACAUACUAUUAUGUAUAUUAUGUGGAAAGCCUUGUAUAUGACCCAUCCAUUGAAAUGGAGGGUUUGUUCCAUAAAAAAAAGAGCAGAGGCUCAAAUGUAACUAAGUACUGUAUAACCAUUGCCUCACAUGCAUAUAUUUUCAAGCGUUUUAAUGUAUAUUCAGCUAAGGCAUGCAAAUAUGAUGGAAUGUACAGGGUGAGCUAUCUAAUUCCAGUCAGUAUAAACACAACAUCCUGAUGUAUGGUAUACAGUAGUGUAGCAAUACAAUGCAAGAUUUCAGACAUGGAUGUAAGAACUUUUCAGAAUUUAAACAACUAUCUUUUGGCAUUUUUGAAGGCAUGUGGAACAAAUAUUUGUCAUUUGGGGAAAAUAUGCAGCUUUUUUGGGUUCAGUACCGUUUUCCCAAUACAUAUUACUGGGUAAGGAAAUAUAUAUACAGUGUAUAUAUAUAUUUAUAUGUACCUAGUCCAACUUUUUCACUUCAAUCAGGUUUUCCCCUUCUGACUCCAUUGCCACAAAAUAAACAAUUAAUCUAUUUUGUCGUUUGUAUAUGCUGUAACAAACAAUUGUGAAUAUCACUGUAUGAAAUAAACUUUCUGCUCCUUUC